This is a messenger RNA of Leptidea sinapis, 3167 nucleotides long. RefSeq names its product synaptic vesicle glycoprotein 2A-like. NCBI's taxonomy places the organism in Eukaryota, Metazoa, Arthropoda, Insecta, Lepidoptera, Pieridae. Bases 81 to 1730 code for a protein of 549 amino acids. Gene Ontology annotation, biological process: transmembrane transport. The record is from RefSeq and is a predicted model, not a curated record. Gene Ontology annotation, molecular function: transmembrane transporter activity. The transcript is spliced from 12 exons.
UAAAUUUAUAAGUGGACAAUCCUAAAGAUAUAAUGUGGUAACAAGCAGUAACUAUCUGGACUUAUGUAUUAGUGCUCAAUAUGAGAAGUUUUGAGAAAACCUCGCAUGAAUUGAUGCCUUUACAAUCAAAUUGUCAAUCCAAAACGGCUGAAGAUUCAGCGGGAGUAAUGAAACUCGAGAAAAAUGGAAAAACGUUUUCCACCACUGCCACGUUGGACGACGCAAUGCUGGCCACAGGUUUCGGCACGUACAAUAUCCUCCACAUGCUUCUCAGCGGGCUGAUACUCAUGGGUGUGAUAAUGCAGAGUCUGGCCAUGGGCUACAUACUGCCGGCGGCGCAGUGCGACCUGGAGCUGACCCUGCAGCAACGAGGAUGGCUCUCGGCCACACCCUUCUUAGCGAUAAUCCUGACAUCAUACGUGUGGGGCUGGCUCGCAGACACUCAGGGUCGCCGGUUCGUGAUGCUAUUUUCGAUGACCAUAUCCAGUUUGUUUGCUGUACUGGCCAGCUUCUCGCCGGAGAUCAUCUCCUUUGCGACGCUGUCUUUCAUAUCCGCUGUAUUUAUGUCCGGACCAACAUCUGUUGUCUACACGUAUUUGGGAGAAUUCACCAACGUUCAGCACAGAGACAAAAUUGUCGCAUUCGGUUCUUCCUUCGUCGGUAUAGGAACUGUCGCGUUACCAGCUGUAUCCUGGUUAAUCCUGCCACUAGAAAUAUCCAUUCCUAUUGACUUUCUGCACAUAACGUAUCGCUCCUGGCGUCUCCUUGUAAUCGCCGCCAAUCUCCCUCUCGCCAUUGGCUUCGUUCUCCUACUCUUCGCCCCUGAGAGUCCCAAGUUUCUUCACGCAUGUGGAAAGCAGGAAGCUUGUUUAAAAGUAUUGAGGGACAUGUAUGCAGUUAAUAAACGGCUGCACAGAGACACCUAUCCCAUAAAAUCACUUCUAAAUGAAGCUGAAACUGUCAAGGCUAUGGAGAACAGAGGGAUCGUAGCAGUGUUGAAGUCUAUGCAGGACCAAACCGCACCUCUGUUCAAACCACCGCUACUCAAAUGGACGUUCCUCGUAUGUUUCAUACAGUUCGGACUAUUUGGCACCACAAACGGCUUCUACGUGUGGUUCCCUUCCAUUCUGAACUCGCUCAUCAAUCACGAAGGUCCUGCAGCAAGGCUGUGUGAUAUAUUGGACGCUGAGAGGACUCUGCCUGCUAAUGGAACGGAUGUGGUCUGCGACGAUACGAUAAACUCGGCGACGUUCGAGUUAUCAAUCUACAUCGGACUUGUGUUCUGUUCGAUGUACAUCAUCGUGGGAUUCAUAGUGGACAUCGUGGGGAAGAAGUCGAUCCUCAUUACAAUCCUGACGAUCACUGGACUAUGUGGUUUUGGAGCCCACUUGGCGCCGACACAGCAGAUUGCCGUUGUGCUGUUUGCAGUGUUCCAGAUGUGUGGCGCAUGUAUCGGGCUAACUAACGCGGUCACUGUGGAACUGUUCCCAACUAAAUACAGGGCGAUGGCUGUGUGUCUGUCAAUGAUGAUGGGUCGGGUCGGGUCGAUGACAGGCUCCAACCUGAUUGGCGUUUUCUUAUCGACAAACUGUGGUCUCAGCUUUUAUCUCUUCGGUGGACUUAUUGUUGCUUGCGCACUCCUAUGUUUCACACUUCCCGGAAAAAGAAGAAGUCCCGCGCAACAAACGAAAUCCAACCCAACCCGGAACCAAACCCACGAGCCGGCGUGAACACUUCUGAACCAGAGACGUGAUAAAACGGUGGCCAAGUAAACUAAGUUAAAUAUCAGAUAGGCUUUUAAGAAUUGCGACAGAAGUAGAUUUGUAAGGAGUGAAAUAACAUUAGCUUAAGAUGGAACUUGUAAUAAAAAAUAUACAAAGAGCAGUCAAACACGAAGUGUCAGCAUUUAUAAAGGAUUAGUCUCCGCUGCGCUCCAACUAGAUACCGCAGGUGUAGUCGUAGAGUGCGGCAAAUAAUACUACGCCAAAGUGGGCAUACUCGAGCCGGUCUCGAACAAUGUGUGACUUUGACGUGCCACAUGUUCUGUUAAACUUUGCUAAUAAUUGAAACUAAAAUUCCGGGUCUACAAGAAAUAAGAAAGACAUUGAAAGCACGUCCUAUCAUCAGUUGGUAUUUUGUAUUUUAUUAAUUUCAAUGCAAAAUAAAAAUAACACGAAGCGUAUGUUACAAAAUUUGAAAGAUGCCAUUGAGUCUCAAGAUGCCACGCACACAGGCAUCUUUACAAAUAGCCAAUACACACUACAAUAUAAAGUUGCCGUAAUAAAAAAGCUAUUGUUCUUAGGUAGUAUCUAGUUGGAACGCAGCGGAGACCAAUCCUUAAUCUAAGGAUAAUACUUUUAAUAAUAGGACGUUGAUGUUGCAUAUACCAUUACCUCCGUAAGCAUUAUUAAUUGAAAGGUUCACCAACAGAUUAACAUUGUAAGUACAAUAAUUGAAUACACAACAAAUAUAAACUACUAAAUUAUAGACGGUAUAGUGGUUAAAAAUUAGUUUCAAAUGAUAACUGAUAGAAACGGAUAUAGAGUUUCCCUGAGAACCAAAGUCACCGAUAUAGCUCAAAUGAUUGCGAAACUGAAGUGACAGUGGGCAGGACACAUAGUUCGACGGACAGAUUGCUGUUGGGGCAGUAAUGUCCUUGAAUGGCUACCACGUACCGGAAGACGCAGUGUUGGUAGACCCUCACAAGAUGGACCGACGAUCUGGUCAAGAUCACCGGAAUACGUUGUAUGGGGCGCAGGACCGAUCGUCGUGUAAAUCAUUUGGUGAGGCCUUUGUCCAACAGUGGACGUCUUCCGGCUGAUUAUGAUAAUGAUGAUGUUAUAGAGAAGACUAAAUAAAAGGAAAACAGGACUUGUUUAUUGAAGGCCCACUUCGUAUUGAAUCGGAAAAAACAAAGAAGAAAAUUUAAUAAAGAGAUCCAAUUAUUUUUAGUUGUGGUAGUGAUUUGCCAACGGAGUCGUAUUAAUAGGGUUCUGUUUUUAACUUUUGGGUUCAGUAUCUUAAAAAGCAACUAUUUGUGAAUUAUUUUAACGUUGUUUAAAGUACUUUCUACUUAGUUAUUGUUAUUAUUUUGUAAUGGCUGUGAUAUUGUGUAUACAAUUACUAAUAAUUAUUGUGUUUUUUUUAAAUAAAAUGUUUAAAGUUUC